UUCACCAAGACAUAAAUUAACCUGACGAAAAAUACCAGUUUAUUUUUUCAGUAAAACUUCGAUUCCAUUAAGAUCUACUAGAGAGCAUUUAAUAAGGUUGAUUUACACUGUGGAAAGAGACAGGAAGAUUUAGAUGCUCUAGAAAUUCUGGAUAAAGUAGAACCUACAGACUGAGAGGAAACCUGUUUUUAAUUUUUUUUCAUUAUUUAUUUUUUUUCCACCAUGACUAAUGAAGGAGGAUCAUGUCAGACCCCAGCACAAAUCUUAUCGUUAACUACCUCCCACAAACCCUGUCUGAUGAAGGCUUUAAGGAAAUGUUUGAGAAGAUUGGGCCCCUCAAAUCCUACAAAAUCGUCCGCGACAAGGCCACUAACUACAGCUAUGGUUUCGGUUUUGUGGAUUACUUGAAUGCUGAGGAUGCAGAGCGUGCCAUUCAUGAGAUGAAUGGUCAGAAAAUGGACCAUAAAACCAUCAAAGUAAGCCAUGCCAGGAAGAAUGACAGCGAGUGUAAAGGGGCCAAUAUCUAUAUAGCUAACAUACCAAGGUCGUUUGGAGAGGAAGACUUGACCCAGCAUUUUAUGCAGUAUGGUGAAAUUAUUCAAGUGCGUUUGCUGAGAGAGAAAUCCACAAAUGAGUCCAAGGGAGUUGGCUUUGUAUAUUACACCAAACGCUCAGAAGCUGCAGCGGCCUUGGAAGCAAUGAAUGGACAAACUUUGUUAAAAGGAUAUCCGUCAUUAUCUAUCAAGUUCGCAGACAUAAAUGCCAGAAAGGGUCGUGCCCCUUACCAAAUACAAGUCCAUCAGCCCAAUCUCCGAUACCCAACACCUGGCAGUAAUCCGUAUAGUGGGGGGCCUCACGGUCCUAUGAGGAGCUCUAAUACACGCAUGAGAUUCAACCCAAUGAGUGGGGGGUACUCCAACGCUAUGGCAGGUGGAGAUAUGGGGGGACAUAUUCUCUUUGUGUACAAUAUUGGUUAUGAUGCAGAAGAGAAAACAUUAUGGCAGUUAUUUGCUCCUCUUGGAACUGUGACAAAAGUCAAUGUAAUCAUGGAUCACAUUAGAAAUCAGUGUAAAGGUUACGGCUUUGUCACCAUGAAGAAUUUACACGAGGCAGAAGGGGCCAUCUUGGCACUUAACGGAGCCCUGUAUAAUAAUAGACGAUUGUCAGUGUCUUUCAAAUCAUGACAAAUUAGUUUUAAAAAGGUCCUUUUAGAUAAAGUUGAGCAUAAUAACAUUGGUUAAGUAAAAGAAGACAUGACUAUAGAGGUUAAGCUUUGGUGUUAAUGACUUUUUUAUUGGUUUGUUUCUUUUUUACAAUUGUCAUUAAAGAUGUCAUAAUGUUAGAGAAUUUUAUGAUGUAUAUAUGUUAACAAUCAUUUUAGCAUGCUUGAAGAUAUUAACAGGGAAUCUGUGUCACAUUGAUGUGCAUUUAUUAUGUUGAGAUUUUUGUCAAGAAACGAAAAUGACCAGACCUGUUUAAAUAAGAAAUCCAGAUGAACAUUACAAUUUUAGGUUUUACCUGUCAUUGUUGGAGUCAGUAUAUGUGUAAUUUCUGUCAUAGCAGCACAUAGAUUUUGUUUGUUAAAGAACCUGUGAUUGUGAUGUACAUUGAUAAAAAUAACCCUUGGCCAAAUACAGUGAAAACUGUUGUUGUGUAAAUGUUGUGCAUUUUACCAUUGCUUUCUCUUUCUUACAAGAAAUUAAAUGUAUUUGUCAAAAUG
This is a messenger RNA of Saccostrea cuccullata (small rock oyster), 1720 nucleotides long. RefSeq names its product ELAV-like protein 2. Gene Ontology annotation, molecular function: RNA binding. The transcript has 3 exons. The record is from RefSeq and is a predicted model, not a curated record. Lineage: Eukaryota; Metazoa; Mollusca; Bivalvia; Ostreida; Ostreidae. Bases 243 to 1184 code for a protein of 313 amino acids. Gene Ontology annotation, cellular component: ribonucleoprotein complex.